Messenger RNA from Cajanus cajan (pigeon pea), 405 nucleotides. The record is from RefSeq and is a predicted model, not a curated record. Lineage: Eukaryota; Viridiplantae; Streptophyta; Magnoliopsida; Fabales; Fabaceae.
AUGGUGGUUAGGGAGGAGGAGAAAGGAAGGGCCGUGGAGUUCCUAGGGACUAUGGAAGAGAAGUUGAGGCAAAAAUGCACACUCAAAUUCAAUAUGAUCCAAAGUAUUGGUAGAGCUCUUCAGGCUCACAAGCUUACAUCCCGAUGCAUCGGUCCUUAUCAGAUUCUAAAAGGGAUCAAUGAAAUAGCUUACCAGAUAGCCUUACCCCAUAAACUAGCCAAUCUUCAUAAUGUCUUCCAUGUGUCUCAACUUCAAAAAUAUGUCCAUGAUCCGUCCCAUGUCCUUAAGUCAGAUGAUAUUCAGUUGAAGGAGAAUCUUACUUAUGAGAUAGUCAUUUUGAGGAUUGAGGACAGGAAGGUUAAAUGGCUGAGAGGGAAGGAUGUUCCUUUGGUGAAGGUGGUUUGA